Molecule: messenger RNA, 947 nt
Organism: Tinamus guttatus (white-throated tinamou)
Lineage: Eukaryota; Metazoa; Chordata; Aves; Tinamiformes; Tinamidae
Source: RefSeq, a predicted model, not a curated record
UUCGACGAGUUCCACAAGUUUGGAAGUUCAUAUAUUGCUGCUUCGUAUGUUAAGUUUUUAGAAUCUGCUGGUGCCCGCGUUGUGCCAAUAAGAUUAAAUCGUUCAGAUGAAGAGUAUGCUAAACUAUUCCAGUCUAUCAAUGGGGUGCUUUUCCCAGGAGGCGGUGUGGAUCUUAGGACUUCCAAAUAUGCCAAGGUUGCUAAAAUCUUUUACCAGAAGGCAUUAGAGGCUAAUGACAAAGGAGAUUAUUUUCCAGUAUGGGGAACAUGUCUUGGACAUGAAGAACUGACAUAUCUCACAAGUGGAGAAAUUUUACUUACUAAUACCAAAACAAAUGGAUUUGCAUUACCUCUGAACUUUACCUCAGCUGUAAAAAACAGUAGGUUAUUCAAGAAUUUCCCUGAUGAUAUAUUACAUGCACUUGCUACUGAACCAUUGACCUCAAACUUUCAUGUGUGGAGCCUCUCCAUGCAGAAUUUCACAAGGAAUGAGAAGCUACGUAACUUCUAUAAUGUUCUGACCACUAACACUGCUGACCAGCUAGAGUUUGUGUCUACCAUGGAAGCUUACAAAUACCCAAUUUAUGGUAUCCAGUGGCAUCCAGAGAAAAAUGCUUAUGAAUGGAAGAACUCAUCAGGCAUUCCACACUCCCCAUUGGCUAUAAGAGCAGCAUACUACAUGGCUGAGUUCUUCAUUAACGAAGCCCGGAAGAGCCUGCACAGCUUUCCCACUAAAGAAGAAGAAACAAAAGAGUUGAUUUAUAAUUACGCUCCGACUUACACAGGACCAUUUUCUUCAUUUCAACAGAUCUAUUUUUUUGAUUGACUGCCUGUUCAAAGGUGCUGCAUUGCUAUUUGUAAAAGGAAUUAUUUGUUGCAAUUUCAUAAUUAAGCUAAUAUAAUACACUGCAGCUUACAGGGAUUUAUCAUGUGUUUCUUUUGCGCUAU